CACAAAUAAGACUCUGAUAUAUUUAUUAAGAUUUAAAACUAGCUGUUAACAAAACAAAAUUGAUUUUAAGUGAAAAAGUUAUUUUAAUAAGGUUGUAACUGCUGCCUCCGCUUGGCGAGUAAGCUAAUUUUGUGGAAAAAUGGUUUUUGUAAAUACGCUAGCUCUGCAACAGAAAAUGGCAACUCAGGAAAUUGAAGGAGGUGCAGCUCGCCCGAAAUUCACUUCAACAACUAUUAAGCGCCAAAUUACAUAUGUAUAGAAAUGCUUUCAACUUUAAGCGAAUCAACGUUUUAAAGCGCACUCUUUUAGUGUAUUAACAACAGAGUAGAAUUAAAAUAAAUUUUCAGCAAUGGAAUCACCCAGUUCAGCUACCGCUUCAGCUGCUGCUGCCGCAGCUGCCGCAAAGCGUGUGCAAAUUGAAAAGGCGCAUAAUUUCAUGCGUCAAUAUCGUGAUCCAGAAUCGCGUGAAUUGAAGAAAUUAUCAGCUAAUCAAUUCAUGGAUGUGUGGGCACAUUACGAUAAAGAUGGCAAUGGCUAUAUUGAAGGCACAGAGUUGGAUGGCUUCCUGCGUGAAUUCGUAUCGAGUGCAAAUGCCACAGAUAUCAGUCCAGAGGCUGUCACCGAUACAAUGCUUGAAGAGCUAAAAUCCUGUUUCAUGGAAGCUUACGAUGAUAAUCAAGAUGGAAAAAUCGACAUUAGAGAGCUCGCACAACUUUUGCCAAUGGAGGAGAAUUUCCUUUUGCUCUUCCGUUUCGAUAAUCCACUGGAAUCGAGUGUUGAAUUCAUGAAGAUUUGGCGUGAAUACGACACUGAUAAUUCCGGUUAUAUUGAAGCUGAUGAGCUGAAAAACUUUUUACGCGAUUUACUUAAGGAGGCUAAGAAAAUUAAUGAUGUUUCGGAGGAUAAAUUAAUUGAAUAUACCGAUACAAUGUUACAAGUUUUCGAUGCCAACAAGGAUGGACGUCUGCAACUCUCCGAAAUGGCCAAAUUGCUUCCGGUUAAAGAGAAUUUCCUCUGUCGUCAGGUUUUCAAGGAAGGUAUUGAAGGUGCCGCUAAGCUGACAAAGGAGGACAUCGAAAAAGUUUUCUCCCUCUACGAUCGGGAUAACAGUGGCUCAAUAGAAAACGAAGAGCUAAAAGGAUUUCUUAAGGAUCUGCUGGAAUUAGUGAAGAAGGAUGACUAUGAUGCACAGGAUUUAAAGGCUUUCGAAGAAACCAUCUUGCGUGGCGUCGGUUACGACAAGGAUGGUAAAAUCUCACGCAAAGAACUGACAAUGAUAUUGCUGACAUUGGCUAAAAUGCCACCAGAGGAUGAGCAAUAAGCUGUUGUUGGUAUUGCAUAUACAAAAAAAAAUGAAAAAAUUAAAAAUUGUACUUUUACUCCUAAAGUAUUUAAGUCAUAUGAAUGUAAGCAGCAUGUGCAAAUUAUUUAAAGCGAAAUGCAGAAAUUUUGUAGUUUAAGCGAAGUUAAAACUGAAAUAUAUAUGAAGAAUGAAAAAUGUAUUAAACAGCAGGAAAAAAAAACAAAAAAAUAGACAAACCAAAUGCAAACAUAACCACACUUUUUUGACAGUUGAUAAUGUGUGGUAUGGCAACAUAAAGCAAGGAAAACGUUAAAUAAAAA
Ceratitis capitata (Mediterranean fruit fly) is the source of this 1623-nucleotide messenger RNA. It is a transcript of the gene Cbp53E, whose product is annotated as calbindin-32. Gene Ontology annotation, molecular function: calcium ion binding. Gene Ontology annotation, biological process: regulation of long-term synaptic potentiation; regulation of presynaptic cytosolic calcium ion concentration. Gene Ontology annotation, cellular component: synapse; cytosol; terminal bouton. The transcript has 12 exons. NCBI's taxonomy places the organism in Eukaryota, Metazoa, Arthropoda, Insecta, Diptera, Tephritidae. The record is from RefSeq and is a predicted model, not a curated record. Bases 350 to 1321 code for a protein of 323 amino acids.